Messenger RNA from Acanthisitta chloris (rifleman), 319 nucleotides. Its product is annotated as erythroblast NAD(P)(+)--arginine ADP-ribosyltransferase-like. The annotation marks the transcript as partial. Lineage: Eukaryota; Metazoa; Chordata; Aves; Passeriformes; Acanthisittidae. The record is from RefSeq and is a predicted model, not a curated record. Gene Ontology annotation, molecular function: NAD+-protein-arginine ADP-ribosyltransferase activity; NAD+ poly-ADP-ribosyltransferase activity. The transcript has a single exon.
AUGGAGCUCCUGGCACUGGUGCUGCUGCUGCUGGUUGGGACUCUUGUCACUGCCAUCAAGGAGGUAGCACUGGACAUGGCCCCCAACAGCUUCGAUGACCAGUACAAGAGCUGCCGCCCUAAAAUGGAGAGGAAUUUGCCAUUGGUUAACAGAACUGAUAUCUCCAGAAAUGACCUCUAUGCUGAAGCCUGGGCCAAUGCCACUGCCAAGUGGCACAGCCAGGUGUUCCCAGGGUCCCCACUGCGGAAGGAUCAGGCCAUCGCUCUCCUGGCCUACACCUCACCGGGGCCAAUGUACAGGAAUUUCAGCACAGCUGUGC